Molecule: messenger RNA, 446 nt
Organism: Ochlerotatus camptorhynchus
Lineage: Eukaryota; Metazoa; Arthropoda; Insecta; Diptera; Culicidae
Product: non-specific lipid-transfer protein-like 1
Exons: 2
Coding region: 85-402 (105 amino acids)
Cellular component (GO): cytosol
Source: RefSeq, a predicted model, not a curated record
CGCAAGCUUGCUUUGGAAGUCAUUUGUCCAUCAGUUUUCUUCAGUAUUUCUUCAGUUGCCUAACGGUGUAUAUUCGUGUUCAAAAUGAAGUGCGAUGCUGUCGUUGAGAAAAUCAAGGCCCGUGUUGCCGGAAUCGACGCUAACGGUCCCCGUAAGGUGCUAGGAGUCUUCCAGUUAAAUAUUGAAGCUGCCGAUGGUUUGCACGAACUUGUUGUUGAUCUGAAGGGCCUGAAGGUAUACGAGGGUAAAGCUUCGGGAGCCGAUGUGGUGAUCAACAUGAAGGACGAUGACUUCAUUUCCGUCGGAACCAAGACUGUCUCGGUGCAUGAUGCCGUUGAGCAGGGAAAGAUCAAGAUGACUGGCGACGAGGCUCUCUUCCAGGCUCUAGUAGAUGCGAUCUAAACCGGGCACAAUCAGUUCAGAAACUUUUUUGUCAAUAAUGAUCU